AUGGAUGGAACUCCUGAUAUAUUUGCAACCCUUGAUACAUCUCUUCUUGAAAUAUUUCAACGAGGACAAUUAGUUGACCAUUUGCGCAACUUACCGCCUGAGGAGCAAGCAAGAAGACUCCAAGAAUUGUCACGAGCAUUACGAGAUAACCAACCACACACUUUUGAUUCGAUCACAACGACGGAAGUCAAAUAUUUUUAUUUCAUCUGGUUAUGGAAGAUCCCACUUCUUGUGGUUAACUUUACUCAAAUAUGGCGAGAUAUGACUGUUGCUAAUGUCCUUGAUUUUACAUUUGACACAAUAACAAAGGUUAUUAUGUUCACCCUACGGGUUGUUCGAUUCACUGUGUUUAUGGUCACUUCAUUCAUAUAUUUCCAUCGCAUCAUCCGCAUAUUCUUUGUGUUUUGUGACGUCAUGACAUUUUCAAACCAUUUCAUGAGGGAUGCAUUCACGUAUAUUUUUCAGAAUUCGUUAGAAAUGUUGAAACGACAUGAAAUAAUCAUGAAAAAUGAUGGUAAUGUCUUAUACUUUCUUCAGUACACAAACAGUACGGAAAUGUCAAGUUUUAAUGUUUUACAUGCCGCGAUAUACAACACAUUGUCGGCCACACUUGUCACUACUUGCAUGAACAAAGAUGGAAAAGUUUCAUGCCGGUUAGACACCGAUAGUUUAAUAUUUAAACUUUCUGAUGUGAUAACCACGCACUAUCCUUCGUUGAAUUCAUCUACUGGAUCAAUUCUAUUGAAAAUCCUCACCAUAUUAUUAUAUAUGACCUAUGCAAUAAUCGGAGAUAUUAUCUGCAUAAACAUUUGGUUCUUUUGCAUGUAUAAUUUCCUUGAUCGGGCAGUAAAGUAUAAGCAAAUGUUCAUUAAUUUAAGAGGAAUAAUUUGGAAAUCAUUAGUUAGGUAUUUGAUAUAG
Molecule: messenger RNA, 918 nt
Organism: Spathaspora passalidarum NRRL Y-27907
Lineage: Eukaryota; Fungi; Ascomycota; Pichiomycetes; Serinales; Debaryomycetaceae
Exons: 1
Coding region: 1-918 (305 amino acids)
Source: RefSeq, a predicted model, not a curated record